Messenger RNA from Porites lobata, 4197 nucleotides. The record is from the annotation of a GenBank genome assembly. Lineage: Eukaryota; Metazoa; Cnidaria; Anthozoa; Scleractinia; Poritidae.
AUGUUCACAGCUCUGUACAGUGUUUUCAAGAAAAUUAGGACAAAGACAGUAUACACAGUUUGUUCUUAGAAAUCAUACAUUGCAAGCUCAACCUACAGAUUAGUUAGUUAUCUGCUGGCAGAUAGACCUUUGUAUGAAAUUGUCCACCCGAACCUCAUCCUCAUUUCUUUGCGUUUGCUCAAUAGAGCGUAAUACGGGAAAGGUCUAUUAGUGACUAAUCUGUAGGUUGUGUGCACGGAGCGAGGUGGGGGAGGGAAGUUACUUCCAUACAUUCUCUUAAAUGAAAUAGAAAUGAUGUUCUCACAACUUGCAAAGCAAUCAUCAAGGGUCUUGCCAGCAGUUUUGUGUACUGAUGUUGUGCAUUGCAUCAUAAACCAAAGGUACGAUGUAAACAGUUUUGAGAAGGAACAAAAUCAUGGUGGUUGAAGGCGGGAUUGUUUCUCACUAUUGCAUUUCGUUUAUUUUGGUAAAUUGCAACUUUACUGAUUUUAUGUCGCUUUUCAGACGUAUUGUAUGUUGUGGUCUUUCUUUUUUCUCUUUGUAGAGUUUGGAAUAUGCAACAUAUAGUCUGUGAACAGGCUUUCUGUUUGGGGGAAGGCAAAAAAGUUGGGAGGAGAGGGAAGGGAAAGGGGCAGAGCCUUAAGACAAACCUUUGAGGCCGUGAUUCCACCCUCUUGUCUAUUAAUUGCUGAUCUUCUGUCAGCAAGAUUGUCAAUUAAUGUAGUCAGUUUUGCGUGUAAAAAGGGGGUCAGGAGGCAACACUUGACUUUUACCUGGUGCCAAAAUGCUGCUGCUGCUGACUGAGCAAAAUUGUGGUUUUCCCUCCCAUUUAACAGUGAGAGGUCAUGACACGUAUACUGAUUGUCUGAGGUUAUUGUUGUCAUUGUUUCUGGUCAGUGUGAUUUGCCCUCUGAUGCAACAACAUUUUAUUUUAGCUCUUUUGAAAUGUAUUUUUGUGGCUAAAUAAGCCUAUCAGUGAUGUGCCAGAAGAUGCCAUGUUAAAGAUCAAAAGACCUGUCAGUGUUCUCGCCAAUAGGAGCUUGCAUCAGAAUCUGAUGCACAGUGGGUGCCGCAAAAUAGCAGCCUCAUAGGUUUCUCUACUGGCUCUUCCCCUUCCUCUCUCAUGAUUUUUUCAACUUUCCCCAAACAGAGAGCCUGUACUGUGCACAGGCUAUGCAACAUAAUACAUGUAUUACAGCAACAUAGAGCUGAAACAAUCGCCGAAGAGUUAAGAUAUUGAGAAGUGUUUUGCUGCAAACCUAAGGAAAGUUAAGGCUGCUUUAAUGUAAAGAGCUUUCGGCAAUGGAUGUAAUUUGUUUAUUGGGCUCAUUUGAAUUUUGACUUUCAAUUAAGGUGUUUACUGAUUCCAAUAAACGAAGUGAAAUAGAGUACUAAAGUGUGGCGUCAUAAAAAUGACAUUUGUGAAAUUAUGGGAUAUGUCAGGAUAUUCUGAAAGAAGAAUGUCCAAGACGCCUACUUGCCAAAAAUGAGCAUUUCGGGGCAAAUUGUCUCUGAGAUCGUAGCCCAGUUAUGUUUAGAAAACUCCAUACAAACCCUUCUAAAUUUUUUUGCACCGACCCAAAAAAACAUUAAAAGGGUUUGUAUGGAGUUUUCCGAUUAUAACUGGCUAACAUCUUAGAGACAAUUUGCCCCGAAAUGCUCAUUUUUGGCAAGUAGGCCUCUUGGACAUUGUUCUUUCAGAAUAUCCUGACAAAUGCCAUAAAAUCAGAAAUUUCAUUUUUAUGACGUCAUCACUUUAGUACUCUAUUAAAUGUUAUCACUGAAUUGUGAAUAUGUACACAAUGUAAGCUCAUAUUAUAAAGCUCUCUUGAAUAGAUUUAAUGCUGAUAAAUCUGGCACUUUCUCAAGUAAUUGUUAUCUCACCACUACUAUUAUAAUAGUAUUCUCUUCACCCGGAAAAAUAAAUGUAUCUAUAAAGUUGAUCAAUUCGAUCGAUAGUUCAGCACGCAUUGUUGUUGGUUAAGAAUUUACACAGUAAUGCAGGUAGUGUUGCUUUGAUUUUGCAAGGACAAAUGCGAUAUGUGAGAAAAACAAAAAGGCAUGAGAUACAUUUUUUUUAGUUAUUGAAUAUUAUUCUCUUUGCUGGUUCGCUUUUCACCUCUGAACUACCACACAAGGUGACUGCUUUGCAAGUUGCGAAAGUGUUUUUCAGUCCGUAUAGUGUACGAUCCCCACGAAAAUUUAUGGUUUGAAUUUUAAAUUCAACAUUAGCUUUUAAACCGAACUCUUCUAUUUGACCUUGCUCGCUGUGUAUUUUCAACUCGCUUCAUCAAAUUACAGUUACAUAGUAGAACAGUCACUAUACAAUUUUCAACUCAACGCUGUGAAUAAAACUAUACAUACACUGGACAAAUUUUCCUACAUUGCUACUUUUUAUAAGCUUGAAUUCCUGAGCCAAUACUUGGUGCAUUUUUCUUCUUACCGAGUCACAUUUCAAACUCGACCAUGUAUAUUUUCAACAAAACUUUUGAAUUUUUGUUUACACUACAGUGAUCAUUGAUCAAGACCAGGAGCCCCCCAUAGAAGCCUUUGUCGGAGUGGGUGGUUCUUUAGUCCAUUGUGCUUUAAGCGCAAGUGUUUGCCUUUGCCUUCUCACAUGUGUAGUGUUCAUUUCUAGUGAUCUGUAGUGAAAUUUUUGAUUGUUUGAUUUGAUGAGAAUCUCUGAUUCCGUGAUCACAAAGACAGUGGCCAUAAAAAACAGUCCAAAGACAGUUAAGCUCAUUCAAAAGGUAUUACUAUUAAGGGAAGAAAUACACACUCCAGUCAAAAGACUCAUAUUAUCUUUGGAAAAACAAUGAGCUAAAGUCUACUAAGUCGCAAUGCAAUUAUCUAUAGUUGAUGCACCUCAUUCUUAUAAUUUUGGAUCUGUAAAUCACUAUCUGUGAUAAUUUAAUAUCCUGCAGAGAAAACUACCAAACGAGUUAGGCCCAGAAUGAUACAACAUUGCAGAAAAACAUUACAUUAAAGGACUAGAGAAAAUCGCUUAAAACAUUCAAAUCCAGAAGGCACUUUAGAGAAAAUUAGAACCCUUAUUCAGCCGUAAUAAAAAGCUUUAUGCUUUAAAAGAGGUCAAAGAAAAUGCUCUUGCAUCAGAGGACAAAUCCUGCCGACCAGAAGCAAAAACCACAGUAAAUCAAUAUGUGUUCCAUGACCUCUCAGUGUGAAACAAGUGGCAAAAAUCACAUUUGUUCAGUGAAAUUGUAGAACCUUCCAGAGCAUAAUCUACUCAGCAGGGGAAAAAAACUUAUUGGAACGAGCAACAUUUUGGUAGGAGGUAAAAGUUGUUUUAAUAGGCCUACCAACCAACCCCUUUUAUUGCUGUACGCUCGAUAAACAUGCUAUGGCGGAUCCCAUGCCAGCCACGAUAGAAUCAGGUAAAUCCCACUAUUUGCAUGAAUCUGCCAUAAUCACCCAGCAUGCAAAGAAAGUAGUGUCCGAUAGCCCAGGGCUAGUGGAUUUUGCUCUCAGACUAGUGAGUUCUGUUAUUAACUUGCCUGAUGGGCAAGUGAAGUUGCAAGGUCAAAUAGAAGAGUUGAGUUUAAAAGCUAAGGGACGCGAGCAUAAAAACGUUUUCUUCUAAAGGAAGAGUGUAAAAUUUUGAAUUCAGCUAUAAAAUUCAAGUACCGAGGUUAGAGAUUUAAAUGAUGCAUUUAAAAUUGAAACCAUGAAUUUUGGCAGGGAUCGUACGCCAUAAGCCUGACUUUGUCUCUACCCCCUGGUGUGCACCAAGUAUGAUUUCUAAGAGGAAUGUCAAACUGUGUUCCAUGCAAUUCUGUGUUUGUCCUUGUUUUCUUGAAAACAAUGCAUAAUGAAACAACUAUUAGAAUUGGUUUUUGUGAUAUUUGGAAUAAUCAAGGUCUCAGUAAGUGUUAUCAGCCUCAGCUUUCGGCUCAGCUGAUGUCAUUUAGUCAAUCCUCUCCCUUGAUUCUUUCUGGAUAUCACAAAACCUCAUCCCACACCAUUUAUUGUUUAAUGUUAACAAAGUGAACUAAGACUGUGGUGGCACAGCCCCUGUACAUUAAUUUGUAAAUACUCAGUAUCUUACAUUUCAGUGGGUAAUUAAGGCAGCAGUGACAGUUAAAAGUAAUUAAGUGAUGAGAACUUCAUUGAUUCCUGAUUUUCCUUUCAGUACUAGGCAAACAUCUUAGGAGCACUAUGCAAUAUUGUGCAGGCUAG